This is a messenger RNA of Argentina anserina (silverweed cinquefoil), 1462 nucleotides long. RefSeq names its product protein BPS1, chloroplastic-like. The transcript has 2 exons. Lineage: Eukaryota; Viridiplantae; Streptophyta; Magnoliopsida; Rosales; Rosaceae. The coding region runs from base 197 to 1255 and encodes 352 amino acids. The record is from RefSeq and is a predicted model, not a curated record.
CGAUUUCAGCUUCGUAAGAAAAAAAAAAGAAAAAAGAAAAAAAAAUGUUGUUUGUAGCUUUUGGUUUUUAGGUUUUGGUUUUGUGGAUCUAGUUCUUUAGUAGAUCUAGCUGUUAGAGUUGUGAAUCUCUUAAUAAUUGGUGAAUAUUUGUUAGCGAUUUCGCGGCUGCUUGUUUGUUUGGUGAAUAAUAAUAGUGAUGAGUCGUCCACAGGUCCCGCACCGACCCCUCUUCCAUUUUGGGAACCCUUUCCGGAUGAUUUCGCCAAAGGGAUCCAAAAUGACCCCAGACCUUUGCGCACUGCUGAACACUUUUGAGGAAACAUUGGCUGGGAGGUUGAGUAAGCUUAACCCAAAAGAUAAGAAUGAUGUCCUUAGUUUGUCAUGGAUGAAAUUAGCAAUGGAGUCGCUUUGUGGAACUCAUAAUGACAUAAAGACACUCAUAGCUGAGAUUGAUCUUCCGGUGAGUGCCUGGGAUGAGAAGUGGAUUGAUGUGUACUUGGACAUCAGUGUAAAGUUGCUCGAUUUAUGCAUUGUCUUCAGCUCUGAGAUCUCACGCUUAAACCAGGGGAACCUUUUUCUUCAGUUUGUGUUACAUAAUUUGAAUUCAGCCUCCUCAGAGCAUUUUAUUCGUGCCUGUUCUUCAGUUGAUGACUGGAAGAAUCAUAUUGCCUCAAAGAACACCAGGGUUGAGAACUGUAGCACCAUUCUGGACAAGCUUGUGGAAUCACUGGAUCUACCAAAGGUCAAGAACUCAGCCAAAGGUAAACUUUUAAUGCGUGCUAUGUAUGGAGUGAAGGUGUUGACUGUAUCUGUUUGUAGUGUUUUCGCCGCAGCCUUUUCUAGUUCUGCAAGCAAGUUGUUAGAUUUGAAUGUCGCCGAUACAUAUUUGUGGGCACAAGCAUUUACUGACUUACAGAGUAAUGUAAAUGGGGAAAUUAGAAAUGUAUUUUCUAGUGGCAGAGUUACGGUUCUUAAAGAGCUGGAAGCAGUUGAUGGUAUUGUGAAGCACUUGUAUCCUAUGAUCCAAGAUGGUGUGGCCCUCGCAGAAGAAGAAGCAUUUAAGAAGUCUGUUUUGGAAUUAGAAAGAAAAGCACAGAAUCUUUCUCAAGGUCUUGAUAUUCUGACCAAGGAAGUGGAUGGAUUUUUCCAAAUCCUUUUGAGCGGACGCGAUGCCUUACUUUCUAAGUUGAGAUCAGGUGGAGCAGUCUCUGACCGGAUGCUGAUGGGAAAUGUAGGAGGGCAGGUUGUGAGGUGAAUAGCAAAGCUAAUCUCUAUCCUUUACAUUAGGUACGGGGCUUUAUGUUUACUUGUUUUUGUAAGUAUAACAUCUUGUAUGGCCAAGUGUAUUCAGUAUGCUGUGAGGUACAAGUCAUGUUGUAUUACUAUGUUAAUAGUGGUUUGUAAAAGUAUGCUGUACUAUGUGCUGACGUUUUUAUAUAAAGAAGUAUGGUUUGGAUUGAAA